ACGACUGUGUUUGAUCUAAACAUAACGCGCACCCUCAAUCGCUGAUUCCUUCGUAUCGGAAAAUCAAAAGCAAGUAGGAAAGAUUCUGACACUUUUUCCGAAUUCCAAUCUUCGUCGUGAAUUUGUGCCCUAGCUCAGACGAAAAUGUCAUCUGUACUUAGAGGAGAUUCCAGGAGGUUCAACAAUAAACAAAGACCACGGCAUCAUUUGACGCCGCAGAAGAGACAGGAGAUUAAGGAAGCUUUUGAAUUAUUUGACACCGAUGGCUCAGGUACUAUUGAUGCCAAGGAGCUGAAUGUUGCCAUGAGGGCCCUUGGAUUUGAGAUGACAGAAAAGCAAAUUGAACAAAUGAUAGCAGAUGUGGACAAGGAUGGGAGUGGAGCAAUCGACUAUGAUGAAUUUGAGCACAUGAUGACGGCCAAAAUAGGAGAAAGGGACACUAAAGAGGAGCUCAUGAAAGCUUUCCAUAUCAUCGAUCAAGAUAAAAAUGGUAAGAUAUCUAUAACAGACAUCAAGCGCAUUGCAAAAGAGCUAGGUCAAAGUUUUACUGAUAGAGAGAUUCAGGAGAUGGUUGAUGAGGCCGACCAAAAUAAUGAUCGAGAGGUUGAUCCGGAGGAGUUCAUCAUGAUGAUGAACAGGACAGGCUUCCGUCACUAGUUACUAUAUCUACAUGGAGUAGUUACCUUUUGUUUGGGUUGACUAUAUGAAAAUCAGAAGAAGCUGUAUUAGUCCUAUUGUGCAAAUUGUAGGAGUCGUGAAUCGAAUGUUAUGAUUUUGCUCUACCUAUUAUGAGCAUUGAUGUAUGCCAGAGUUUAUUUGGAUCUAAUGUAAAUGGAAACAGUAUGCACAGGGCAUUUUCAACCACCUGCAAAAAUUUAUCAGAUCAUAUUAUAUAAUUUAUUUUAAAGUA
This is a messenger RNA of Cicer arietinum (chickpea), 910 nucleotides long. RefSeq names its product probable calcium-binding protein CML13. The record is from RefSeq and is a predicted model, not a curated record. Gene Ontology annotation, cellular component: myosin II complex. Gene Ontology annotation, molecular function: calcium ion binding. Lineage: Eukaryota; Viridiplantae; Streptophyta; Magnoliopsida; Fabales; Fabaceae.